GGUCAAAGGCCAAAACGGCGCCGUAUGGGAAGGGAAAACCAUUUCCGGGAAUAUUGAGUUUGGCAGGCUUUGGAUCAGAGGAGUGAGUGAAUUAGCGAUGAUGGCAGGGGCAGAGAAAUUUGUGGAAGCUGAUAAUGCAGAGGCUAUAAUAACAAGAAUCGAGCACAAAUCUAGGAAGAUUGAGAGCUUACUUAAACAGAAUAAACCCGUUGAAGCUCUUAAAACUGCGCUCGAGGGAUCUCCUCCAAUGACACGUGACGAACGAUGCAAGUCGGCGAAUUGGAUAGUUGUGCAUAGAGCACUAAUGGCUAUAAAAGAUGUUGAAGGAAUGUUCUCUUCUUUGGAUCCUGAGUACUAUGAUAUUCUUAUGAAGUACUUGUAUAGAGGAUUGUCAACUGGAGAUCGCCCCACAUGCGAUCAAUGCCUUAGGAUCCAUGAGAAGCUGACAGAGAGAGCUGGUUUGGGAUGCAUACUUCGUUCCCUUGCAGACACUGUGAAUACAGUUUGACUCUAAUUGGCCCUUCCCUUUGAAAAAUAUGUAUUCUAGAAAUGUCUAGCAUUUUCCCUUAAUUAUUCCAGAAGUCUGCAAUUAUAAAAUCUUUGUUGAACAGAAAUAUGCUAAAUGUUUUCAAGUGUUGUUCUUAAUCAUUUAAGUGCUUCAGAAGUUUUUCUGUGAGAGCUUUUUCCGCUGAUUCAUAUUUUCUCAAGGACUUACUUUUUUAUGCUUGGAAUAGCCGUUGCAAACCUGUUGCAAAAGGUUACACUUUUUGUCAGGGGCUACAGUAACCCUUGAAAUCAAAGUAAAAACAGUGAGGUAUCCUAUCAUUUCAAUUUUGAACAAACUGAAGAUUAGAUACAGCGGUCACACGGGCUAGUCUCAUAUCUGGCUUUUCUACUAGGGGUAAUUAAUCGUCUUACCCCUUUAACAUAACAAGCUUGUUACUUAUUUGAUUGCUAGGAAAUUGCAAGAGGAGAGAGAUUGAGAUACGACCAAAAGACUUAAAGUUUAGACUUUAGAUGUCUGUUACUGAUAUAUCCUUGGCAUGAGCAUAUUUUCUGUUUUAUCUAAGUGUCCUGUUUCUUACUUUGUUUUUCAUUUGGUUAUAUUUGUUUGUUUCUUGCUUGUUCGUGUUCACUAUGGAUAUCUUUUUGGCAUGCUUAAUGUCCUCAACAUAGCUGACCAUCAACCAAAAACGUACCUAGAACUUAAUAAAGCCUAAUUUGAGGUUUAGCUGACGCAAUAGAGUCGAGGCUUAUAUCUAGAACUUAAUUGUUGUUUUGUGUGAAUGACAAGGACAAAAGUAGCUGCUCAUUGUUGAAAUUGAGUGCAUUAUUGAGGACUUCGUUCCAAAAGCAGUUAUUAGCUCAUUGAAUGCUUUUCAACUUGUCGAUUAUGAACUUGAUAAUCAUCAUCAAGUGCAACCAAUCCUCACAGGAUCCCCAAUCCUGAAAAUAAAAAUUGUAAAUUGGAAAAGGAAGUCGAGUCAUGAAUUAAAGCUAUUUGCCUAUUGGAAGCUUUAGCUGCCAAACUGCGGUUACUCUAUUUUACUUUUGGGCUUAAAGUAGUACCUCUGAGCUGAUCAUUUGUGGCUAAGAGCUGUUGGCUCGGCUGGUCAUCCGUAUACUUCGGCAUCCUAAAGGAUUAGGCCAUAACAAUUUAAUGCAAUAGGUUUGGUAAAGACUAAAGAAAAGGAAAAAAACAAAUGGGUAAAAGCAAGCUAAACAAAGAAAAAACAUUAACAAUGAAAGACCAAUGUUACCAUUUGGUUUCCGAUCAAAGCUAAAUGAUGUUUGAUGUUGAUGGCAUACUUUUCCCAGAAACUGUUCAAGGGAUGCAGUUAUAUGAUAAAAAAAUCAUUUUAGGAAUUUGUUAGAUUUGCUGUGUGUCCUUCCAGGUUAAGUUAGCCAAAACAUGCUGUCCUUGUUGCCAAGGGUUUGAAGGA
This is a messenger RNA of Durio zibethinus, 1943 nucleotides long. Its product is annotated as actin-related protein 2/3 complex subunit 5A. Gene Ontology annotation, biological process: regulation of actin filament polymerization; Arp2/3 complex-mediated actin nucleation. Gene Ontology annotation, cellular component: Arp2/3 protein complex; actin cytoskeleton. Lineage: Eukaryota; Viridiplantae; Streptophyta; Magnoliopsida; Malvales; Malvaceae. The record is from RefSeq and is a predicted model, not a curated record.